Coregonus clupeaformis (lake whitefish) is the source of this 5551-nucleotide messenger RNA. Its product is annotated as kelch domain-containing protein 8B-like. The record is from RefSeq and is a predicted model, not a curated record. The transcript has 6 exons. The coding region runs from base 1989 to 3068 and encodes 359 amino acids. Gene Ontology annotation, molecular function: protein binding. NCBI's taxonomy places the organism in Eukaryota, Metazoa, Chordata, Actinopteri, Salmoniformes, Salmonidae.
ACUAAAACGGGAACAAUAUCUCUGUCAGGCGCAUACUGUCUUCGAGUUGAGUCCAGAGGACUCACCAUCUCAGUGACUGGGUCUCUAUCCCUGCAGUGGAACACGGUAUUGAGUAAGAGCUUAGGUAAGCUCCUCCAGGACCUUUUCUGCCACAACACAACUCCAAGCUUCUCCUCUAAUCACCCCUGGACUACACCUACCACUAAGGCACAGCUUCAGAAGACUACCGGGAGAGUCAGAUUCCUGCCCCUGGAAUACCAAUAAGUGUGUGUCCUUUUACACCCCCCAUCCUUCAUUUCUAAUCCACCAACUCUGAUUACGAGGGGGAAAAAAGUUUGCUAGCAUCUCUGACCUCUUGGAAUCAAUCCUAUGAGAACUGUUCUAGUUUUGAGUCUGCAUGGCUUCAAAGUCAUUGUGUUCCCAGCUCAUUCGUUUGUUUAUGGAUGUCACAACUGACUCGGACCAUCUGGUGUGUUUCUAUUGAACACCUUCAGGAACUAACACAUAGGUCUAGUACAUUGCUGCAGGGAUACAUAAGUACAUUGUAACCUAACAACAAGCCCUAUCAGAAGAGGUAGAGAGGAGGGGCCCAUCUGGAGUGUUCCCACUGGGCACAGAUGUCAAUUCAAUGUCUAUUCCACGUUGGUUCAACAUAAUUUCAUUGGAAUGAUGUGGAAACAAGACUGACUAAGACUCAGCCAGUGUCGCGCCACCGGGCCUCUAUGUGAAUUGCUCUACAUCUCCCCAUAUCUGUCUUUCUCUGUCUGUUUUCUCUCUAUCUUUCUUUUUACCUGUCUAUUUUACUUCCCCCUCUCUCAAUUUCUCUCUUCCCCAUUCAUUCUCAUUCUCUCUUUCCACAACACCCAUUCCUGUCACAUGCUCUCUCCGUUCUCCUAAUUAACGAUGCUUGUGUACCAAUUAGACUUUCAGUCGGUGCGACCCGAGCCCUGAGAGCCCCAGUGGAAGCAGGGACCUUUGGAGUGCUGCUGGUGUGUGGAUUGUGCUGUUCCAGACCUCAACCUCCCGGUCCCCUCCAGGACCCCCUGUCAUUGGCCCUGGCUGGAAAUGUCACGGAGCUGACUGGCCACGGCUGAAUCCUCCACAGGGUCACAUGGCUGGCUCUUUUAUUUUCCAAAGGCCAGCGAUCUCUGUGGGAGCCUCACUGUGUCUCAGGGGAACAAACGUUACCCCUCAGCCCCAGUUGGGCCCUGGCAGCUGCCUUCUGGGAUUUAGAGGUUUGGUCUAAUUAGAAAUAUUCUGUCUGACCUCGAAAGCUUGCUCCUAUUAUACUUGGAGGGAGUUUUCAUUUAAAGACUUUGAUCGGUUUUCUUAGUUUUGGUUAUUACCCUCUUCACCAGAUUCAAAUAGCAGCUGGAGCCCAGUAUAAUUGCCUUUGGCUGAAAAUGUGAAUGUAGGUUCCUACCAAGUCAUUGCAGUGGAUUAUCAAGCCCUGUGAAGGUCACACCCUGUAGGUUUUUCUCAUUUGUUUUUUGAUCCAGCUCCAUCUCCCACUUGACACUAACAUUUCACAGGGAUUGCGCAUAACCCCAGGCACACCUUUUGAGUGUGUUCGCCACAGGAAGCCUUCAUAAAACCUUGUUUUAGCAUAUUCCUCUCUGGAGAGUAGCGCACAGCUGCACACCAAUCAACUGCAGUGAUUUUUUUUACCAAAAUAAAGGCCCUUGAAUGGAGUAAAAAGACAAAUAAAGGGCAGUGGCAACCCUGCACUAAAACAUCAACAAAUGAAUUAAUAAAACAUUCGGUGGUAGAGGCAUUUGGCAGAGUGCUGAAGUAGUCUCUCUCCCUCUCUUUCUCUCUCUUUCUCUGUCACACUCCCUCUCUCACUUGAGACAGGGGAUCAGUAAGCAGAGCAGAAAGACAGGAGGUUGAUCCGCAGUGCCCCUGCUUCUCUGUUUGUUGUGUUUUUGUUUGUCCCCCCACCCAUCUGUGCAUGUAAUGACCCAUCACCCCUGUCAGCCUCAGGAGAGAUGCCUAUACUUGAGAUGGCAGUGAGCCUAGUCAAGUCCCUGUACUGGGAGGUGUUCCCCCCCAUGUCCACGUGCAGGGUCUACUGCACCCCUGUGUUCCAUGACGGCCUGCUCUAUGUGCUGGGGGGCUGCAGUGAGACAGGCCUGCCUCUAGAUACUGCCGAGGUGCUGGACAUAGAGAGCCAGACAUGGACCCAGCUACCUCCACUCCCUACAGCCCGUGCGGGGGCGUCAGCGGUGGCCCUGGGGGGUCAGGUGAUGGUAAUGGGGGGCAUGGAUGGCCAGCAGAGCCCCCUGUCCUCCGUGGAGGUCUACAAUCCUGACGAGGGCAAGUGGGAGAGGAAGGCCAGCCUAGGACAACCCUCCAUGGGCAUCUCCUCUAUAGAGAAAGAUGGGAAAGUAUAUGCGCUGGGAGGGAUGGCAGCUGACACGACGCCCCAGGCUCUGGUGAGGGUCUAUGAGCCGGAGAAGGACCAAUGGCAGCCCCUGACUUCUAUGCCCACGCCCCGCUAUGGAGCCGCCUCCUUCCUGAGAGGCAACAAGAUCUACGUGCUGGGUGGGCGUGAGGGCAAGCUUCCUGUCACAGCCUUCGAGGCUUUUGACCUGGAAAUGAAGAGUUGGAUGCGUUACCCCUGCAUCCCCAGCCGACGGGCCUUCGCCUGCUGUGCUGCCACCGAGCGGGGCUUCUUCAGCCUGGGAGGGCUCCAGCAGCCUGGCCCCCACAACUUCUACUCCAGACCACACUUCGUCAGCACGGUGGAGGAGUACAACCCAGAACAGGGUAUCUGGAUCAAACCAACCCGAACCUCCAGGAUGAGGGUUAAGAGAGCAGACUUUGUGGCCGGAUGUCUCGGUGGAAGGGUCAUCGUUGCAGGUGGACUAGGUAACCAGACGUCGCCCCUGUCGUCGGUGGAGAGCUACAAUCCUGUGAAGCGGAGUUGGGAGUAUGCUGCCCCCAUGCCCAGCCCCCGCUGCUCCUGUUCACCCCUGCAGACCCCCAACAUGCUGUUUCUCAUCGGGGGCGUGGCCCAGGGACCCAGCAACGCCGUGGAGGCUCUCUGUCUCAGAGAGACUGUGUGACGCACACACACACACACAUACACAGAGACAGACAAAGGACUCAAUACAAACAAAUUCAGUGUGUACAGGUGAUAGACACUCAUACAGACUUUGUUUUUGCCUUUGAACCUUGGAGUUGGUCCGCAGGAUCAAGGACAGUGACCCUGACACCUGUCUCUUUCAAUGGAGAAACAAUUACUUUUCUACAUUUUAGAGACAUCAGAGGUGUCAAACAAAUAAGCAAAAAACAACACCACACAGACACAGACACACAUACACACACUACACAAAAGACGCCUUUGAACAGUACAGCAUUUUUUUCAGGACAAAAGCAGGGUACUUUUCUGGAAACUAAAGGAACUUCGGGCCAUAUCUGUUUCACCACAACAGUGUCAGGCUGCAGUGGCUUGUUUAGACACUUUUCGAUCACCUUAAAAAAGUAGAGAGUUUAGGAUAUAACAUUGGAGUAUUUGUCUGUGUUUUGGUACCUUCACAGCCAUGCGUGUGUGAAAAUAGCACUGCUAUACACAUGGUGUUAAAAUCCCACACUCCCUGAAUACCACCUCUAGAAUGGCCAGGCCAAUCCCUGCACUGUAGCAUCCACAGAAAACAGAGCGCUUUGGCACUAAGCCUCAAUUCCCUUUUUUAGAGAAAAAUAAUAAUAUUUUACCUCAGAGCUUUGCAAUGAACAACAUAUGAAAGGCAAAGGAACUAAAGUGCAUGCUCAGAAAGUGUAUUCAGAUGAUCCUUAGGUGGCGGCUUCAAAGAGAGAGAGAGAGAGAGAGAGAAUGAAAGAGAGACAGAGAAAAAUAGGGAAAUUGGAAGUGUGUUUUUAAGCGGAAAAUGUUAAAGGGAAAUUUCACCGCUAGACACUAUUUGGGGUGUUUUUCCAGUCUCCCUACAUAAUUAUGAGUGAUGAGAGGUGUUUCAGACAUAAUUAUGCACCAUAGCGGUAUUUUUUUAUUUUCACGCCGGGAGAGUUCAACCAAUGGCGUCAUUGUUUGAUUGAGCCUGCUGUCUGAUCUAAAAAUGAAUGGAGUUAUGUUUUGUAGCAAUUAUUGUGGCCUUUGUGUUUAGCCAAUUACACGAUCAUGCUAGCAGCGAGUAGAUAUGGUUGGCCUUGUUCAAUAGAGCCAUUGGACUUGACUAAUAGAUGUUCCUAUCUGCCACGGCAUUGUAGGAUACCUAGGUUGACUAAUUUUCUCUGGCUUUGUAAAGACUACAGCCUGACAGUAGCCCUGCUUCCUUUGCUUUUCAAAAUGGCGUCAAUACUAGUGUCUACAGGUUCAUGGGAGCUAUGUUACCGUGCACUGUCUAUCCGAGAUGGCAAAAUAAUUACAAUGGCUGCUUCUGAUGAUUCCUCUUUCCAAGAAGAGCUUGACGACGAAACAUUGUUUUUAUGUUCUUUUACAUACUAACAUAGGGACAUACUGCCCUAUUAAUUUUAGCCGGAAUACACUGAAGAGGAGUUGAGACAGCAAGAACAAGAAUUGCGGGACCAGCAAACAACGAUGGGGAGCCAUGGUCAGACUCUGACUGGUACCUAUGCAGGUGCUGUCCAGCCAUGCCAACAGAAGAGGAACAUCUGUGCUGCAACGAAUUCUCUUACUGGAGAGGGUCCCUGCAGACCCCAUGGAUCAUGUGUCUGUGACAGACCAUCAAAGUUUCGACUCACAUAUGGAUUUUGGUGUCCUGGAGACGUUCUUCAGAACCUCCAAGAUCAACUGGCGGCGGCAGCCUAGACCAGCUGGACCAGGAGGGCAAAUGACAAACUAGUAAGUUAUUUUGCUGUCGGUAGCUAGCUAAGUUCUCUUUUCACAUGAGGCAGUAUUGUUCAGUACAGUAUAAUUUCGUGAUCGUUGUUCCGCACAGUAUAAUUUUGUGAUCGAUUCAGCCAUAACAGGGCUUGCUAAUACCACUACAAGCCAUGCCAGCCAAGUUAAGCUAGCUAGCUUUGUUUGCUAUACCCAAAAUGUACUGUAGCCUAAUGUUGUAGCUCGCUAGCUAGCUAAUGUUAGCUAGCUAGCCUAGGUAGCCUCAGUAGCUAACUAGCUAAUGUGUGUCUGUGAGAUGUGUAAUAUUCUGCAUUGUGCUGCCCAUGAAAGUCUAAUAGCAUUUUUGUCAUUCUAUUACAGACAAUACCGUUUUUAUUUCUAGAGUUUGUUCUACGUGGGGAGAAGCUAGGCACAGGACACCGAAUCCCCUUGCCUGCGUGUGUUGUUGGAGCCAUUCGAGCAAUUUAUCCCUCACACAAUGGACAGUAUGUUAGAUACAAAUAAGUUGAUGACUCGAGGAGAUGUGUAAGGUCCAUAACAACAAUCUCCCCUUGUAUCAAAGUGACUCUGAACACCUCACUGCACCCCCCCAAACACGCCAUAUGAAAAUAUUCCCAUUGUAGAACUGUAGUAUUUAUCAUAGGCGUUAGUAGUAUAUUUUUCUUCCACUGUACAGUGAGGGAAAAAAGUAUUUGAUCCCCUGCUGAUUUUGUACGUUUGCCCACUGAC